Molecule: messenger RNA, 1171 nt
Organism: Suillus paluster
Lineage: Eukaryota; Fungi; Basidiomycota; Agaricomycetes; Boletales; Suillaceae
Exons: 3
Coding region: 49-1014 (321 amino acids)
Source: RefSeq, a predicted model, not a curated record
CCAAGGGCUGCCUAAGCCCUUGUUAACCGACUUUCACCGCGUUCUCUUAUGAGUAACCCAAUGGUCCCUCCAGACGCGGAAAACAAGGAUUCUACUGGAAAGGAGCUACCUCAUAAUACUUCUACUCAAUCAACCACGCGCAAGGAACCACAAAGCCGCUCAAGUAUGUGGCCUCUCCCCUCCAUUUCAGUGACUCGGCAUCCCUCUGGAAAGUUUUCACCACAGACCGAUGAACGCUGCUUCUCCUACUGCUCUCAGACUACUCGCGGACGGACCGAGGGUCGUGAACCGUCUUGCCGUUCGGUGUGCUUCCGCAGGGUCUUCGCUCAUGAGGUUAGAACAGCGAUCGCCCACGAUGAUGCGCUCAAGGGGAAAGCCGCUCAGAAGGAUUAUGGUUUCCCCCUUCCACCAGAGGGCCAGCCCAAUGCAGACAACUUAUCAUCGCCCAAGUCUGACGAUAUACGGUAUUGGGAGGAGGGAUGGUACCUUUGGACAAGUAGGAGCCGAUGGGCAACACAAGAGAGACUGGAUCUCAUGAUGUGGGACCUGGACCAUCAGGAUCAUUGGCAGCGCCACAAGGACGAUGUGCAGAAGCAGUGGGAUGAUUAUUGGGCAGAGCACCAGCGACAGACCGGGGAGCAGAUUCAUGGCACGCCCACAGCAGCGGGUGCAUCAGAAAACAUACAGCUCGAGGGCACGCCAUAUCCAAUCGAUGGCCAGAUGCUCCCUAAGCAAGAAGGGAGGCAUCCAUGGCAAGAGUCUACAUUAAUCAAGCUACCUCCUCCUCUCACCCCUCUUUUGGAACCAAUCCACGACCUUCUUUCACCAUCCUUCAAGGUUCUGACCACUUUACAACGUAGUUUUGAAUCGGGUGCCCACGCUGAACUCGCUGUUCGCAUGUGGGAAAAGGCAAGGACGCCCGAUCCCUUCAUUCUUGCGAGCACGGUUUGCAGGAAGAUGUGGGAGAAAUGGAAGGAAGGACCUCCAGAUCCCGACACCACUUCGGACAUUUGAUAACUUGACCUACAGUGUUAUACCUCCCAACUAGAAUACUGCUCUGACUACUCACAAUACAAUGUCUGGGGCUACAUAUUUAUGUAUUCAUUUCAUUUUUCGACACGUCAUUUUUGCCAAAUGGAAAACACCACCUACCCGGACAAAAAGAUUUGAC